UAAAGGUCACACCACACUUUGGCUCCAGGAACUCACACGCUCAGUCAACCCAAAUCCAUUUGCUUAAUUUCUCUUAUGUUUUCUCAUAAUUCUCAUGGCCUCAUCACCAUCUUCUUCUUCUCUAAAGUUUACAGUGCGAAGGUGCCAACCUCAGCUUGUGCCUCCUGCUAUUCCCACUCCUCAUGAAUUUAAGCCACUUUCCGACAUUGAUGAUCAAGAAGCCCUUCGUAUCCACGUUCCGAUGAUACAAAUUUAUCGAAAGCAAGCAUCAAUGGCAGAGAAAGACCCAGUUCAAGUCAUUCGCCAAGCACUGUCACAGACACUUGUCUUCUAUUACCCAUUUGCGGGUAGGCUUAGAGAGGGGUCUCACCGCAAAUUGAUGGUGGAUUGCACUGGAGAAGGUGCCAUGUUCAUUGAGGCUGAUGCAGACGUCACGCUUGAUCAGUUCGGCGAUUCUCUUUACCCUCCAUUCCCAUGCUUCCAUGAACUUCUAUACGAAGAAGUGGAUUUUGGUUGGGGUGACGCUGUGUACGGUGGAGUAGCCAAAGCUGGGGUUGGGAGGUUCUUAGGAGUUUCGUAUUUCUGUUCUGCUAAGAAUGGAAAAGGAGAAGAAGGUAUAAUAUUUCCGAUUUGCUUACCUGUUGAAGCUAUGGAGAGGUUUGCUGAAGAGUUUAACCUCAUGCUAGGCAACAAAAACCAACCUGAAACCAGUUCUGCUACUUUCAUAAAGUCUACCCUGUAG
This is a messenger RNA of Vigna radiata var. radiata (mung bean), 742 nucleotides long. RefSeq names its product benzyl alcohol O-benzoyltransferase-like. The transcript is spliced from 2 exons. NCBI's taxonomy places the organism in Eukaryota, Viridiplantae, Streptophyta, Magnoliopsida, Fabales, Fabaceae. The coding region runs from base 95 to 742 and encodes 215 amino acids. The record is from RefSeq and is a predicted model, not a curated record.